GUGGUUAAAAAAGACAGUCGUCAGUUUGUGGCCCGGAGCUAUUGGGACGUUCUGAGGCGCGGCGCCAGUCAAGCCCUGUUCUCAGACCUGGCAGAGCGUGCGGAGGAGGGUAUGAUGAUUGACACCACACUGCUGGUGCACUUCUUUGGGAAGAAGGGGAAGGCGGAGCUGACUUUUGACGACUUCUACAGGUUCAUGGAUAACCUCCAGACAGAGGUUUUGGAGAUAGAGUUCCUGACCUACUCUAAAGGCAUGACCACCAUCAGUGAGGAGGACUUUGCCCGCAUCCUGCUGCGUUACACCAACAUAGAGAACAUCAGCAGUUACCUGGACAACGUCCGCCAGAGCAUCCCUGAUGAGAAGAGACAACAGGGCAUCACCUUCGACGAGUUCCGCUCCUUCUUCCAAUUCCUCAACAACCUGGAGGACUUUGCCAUCGCCAUGCAGAUGUACAACUUCGCCAGUCGCUCCAUUGGCCAAGAUGAGUUUGGGCGGGCUGUGUACGUGGCCACGGGCCUGAAGCUGACACGUCACCUGGUCCACACCAUCUUCAAGAUCUUUGACGUGGACCACGACGACCAGCUGAGCUACAAGGAGUUCAUCGGCAUUAUGAAGGACCGGCUGCACCGCGGAGGGAGGGGCUACAAAACCGCAGAGCGAUUCACUUCCUUCAAGUCCUGUAUGAAGAAGGAGCUAGCUGGCAGCAGGUGAACCGGAAACAACAUGCCUCCUUCCCCAUCUGCCUGCGUGCCGAGGCCAGGAAACAGGUCCGCCAACUCUAGAGGAGGUUCCAGGCUAGGGUUUAAAGAAGGAGGAAGAGGAUGAUGACAAGAGGAAGAGGAGGUUCCAGGCUAGGGUUUAAAGAAGGAGGAAGAGGAUGAUGAGAAGAGGAGGAUGAAGAAGUGGAGGAAGAUGAGGAGAAUAGGAUGACGAAGGUGAGGAUGAAGACAAGGAAAAGAGAUGGAGGGGGACUGGAGGUGAAGGAUUCCAUGAACAAUCUGCAGGGGAACAUUGUGGUUUUAAGACAUCGUUCUCAGCCACCAUCCCCUCCACUAGCAUGCAGAGAAGCUGCCGUUUUGCAACAGACAUCUCAUUGGUUUCAGUUCUCCUGUUUUUCCAAUCGUGGAUCAAUUCCGCAAUCCAUUUUCCUCCCAUUGCAAGUAGGCCAGUGAUGUAUAGCCUACACUACUGCACCUAGUAUUUAAGCAGUACUCGCCAAACAUUUGAAAAGCACAAAAAAAUGACAGUUUACAGAAAGUUGUAACUAAUCUCUGAUUACUCAUAAUAUAGAACGAUUUAUGCUUUUUAAAAAAAAUGCUCGUAUUACAUUAAGGUUUGUAAUAUAAUAAUAUAUAAUAAUGGUCAAAUAAAGACUGUGACUUACAUUACAGUAAGAGCCUGCAUGGUCAAGUGUAGUAUCUGUAUCAAAUGCCUUUACCAGUGAGAGAAAGGUAUGGGAGAAGGAAGAGAAUCUUAAUGUCUUAAUCAUGUAUUUUUCUAUUCAUGUUUUUUUCCAGUUUACACAGGCCUACUUGCAUAUAUUCAGCAGCAAGUUUGGUCAUCUGGCUAGAUAAUAAAGAUCAAUACAUAGCCUACAAAUGCAAUGAAUUCUACAAUGAAGCAAUAGUAGUUAAGUUUUUGAAAUGCUUGCAAUUGAUGAUCUUCCAAAUGAGAGAAAGAGAGAGCAAGAUCAUGAUAUUCCUUUAAGACUCCUUGUCUUCUGUCUGUUGUGUGUGUUGUGUGUGUUACGCUUGUAAUGAUUAGGCGGGGAAGAAGUCUAACUUUUUUUCAUGUGUGCCUUGUUUUCUACAUGUCUUCCCUGUCAAAACUAAUUCCAUUCCAGCAACAAAUUUAGUUGAAAAUGUACCUUUUCGGAAAGCAAAUUGCUGACCUGCCCUCCUACCAGUGUACUGUGCAACCUAGGUUUCCUUGAUUCACUAUGUAAUUGACCAACAUUUCACCUCAAUUGGUAAUGAUUAUAUUUAUUUAUUGAAUUAUUAAUCUGUUUGUAAUAUAAAUCUACUUAACAGCAAUAUUAUGAGCAGACGUUUUGAUUUUAAGUUUGGACCAGUAAGCAUGAUAGUGAUUUAAUUAUGUUCAACGAUUCAAGGUGAAUCUCUGUAUUUAGUUUGAAUAUUAAAUAACUUAAAUGGUUUGACUUAACUGAUUUAUAGUUACUCUGCGUAUUUGCAUUAUAUUAGACGCUAUAGAACAUAUAAACACAUUUCUCGACCAUUCCCUCAACCAAGCGGUGAAGUGUGUGGUUGGUGUGAAAAUAACUUGACAGAAUGCAAGUGAAAAGUGUGAUGAAUGCACGAAUAAAGACUUUUGAAGGAAACGGAG
Molecule: messenger RNA, 2343 nt
Organism: Oncorhynchus tshawytscha (Chinook salmon)
Lineage: Eukaryota; Metazoa; Chordata; Actinopteri; Salmoniformes; Salmonidae
Gene: micu3a
Product: mitochondrial calcium uptake family, member 3a
Biological process (GO): mitochondrial calcium ion homeostasis; calcium import into the mitochondrion
Cellular component (GO): uniplex complex
Molecular function (GO): calcium ion binding
Source: RefSeq, a predicted model, not a curated record